Messenger RNA from Gorilla gorilla gorilla (western lowland gorilla), 2117 nucleotides. RefSeq names its product E3 ubiquitin-protein ligase HERC2-like. Bases 1533 to 1949 code for a protein of 138 amino acids. NCBI's taxonomy places the organism in Eukaryota, Metazoa, Chordata, Mammalia, Primates, Hominidae. The record is from RefSeq and is a predicted model, not a curated record. The transcript is spliced from 7 exons.
GCCGCCUAAGCCAGCGGCUGCUGGGAGGGUGUGUCCGCACGCCUGCGGGGCGAGGAGGCCGUGCCCUGCACCUCAGGUCCUGGCCUGGGGCACCGGGGCACCGGGGCGCCCGGCGUCGGAGGCGGUGCGGGGUUGGCGGGCCACAAGGGGUGGGGGCGCGGGGGCGUGGGGGGUUGCUGCCCGGACCGCCCGCGGCGCAGCCUCCUUCCUCUCUCUAUCUCUAAGUGGUGGUGGCUGUGGGUUUUUCUGCAGGUGAGCCUUUUGAGUAAUUUGUUUCACGCAGGCGCCCUGCUGUUGGGUAAAGCGGCAGAUUCACGCUGCUGUCAUUUGUGGUUCAAACGAUGGGCUUCCUGGCAGGGCGCGGUGGCUCAAGCCUGUAAUCCCAGCACUUUGGGAGGCCGAGGCGGGCGGAUCACGAAGUCAGGAGAUCGAGAUCAUCCUGGCUAACAUGGUGAAACCCCGUCUCUACUGAAAAUACAAAAAAAAAAAAAAAAAAAAAAAUUAGUCGGGCUGGUGGCGGGCGUCGGUACUCCAGGCUACUCGGGAGGCUGAGGCAGGAGAAUGGCAUGAACCCGGGAGGCGGAGCUUGCAGUGAACUGAGAUCCCGCCACUGCACUCCAGCCUGGGCGACAGAGGGAGACUCCAUCUCAAACAAAACAAAACAAAAAAUGGGCUCCCUGUCGUGUGUGUGUACCUUUUGGAUUUGAGGGCAGGGGCAUGACAUUGUGAUUUGGCCUCCUGUGACAGUCCAUUCUCAAGGUCUCGCCAGCGUGGUGCAGAAACCCGGCAUACCCUGCCUAUCUAGGAAGGAGGCUUUCCCUUCCCCACCUCCCUCUCCCUCCGUCUCUUCCCUCUAUCUCUCUUUCCUCUUCACUCCCCUCCCCGAGCUCUUCUCUCCCAUCUUUCUGUUCUUUUUUUCUGCAUUAAACUUUUCGGGAGUGUCUUUGUAAAAUAUUAAAAAGCGUUAGGUCUUCAACAUGUAUGUUUAGUUGCAGGCCUGAGAACUGGGAGGAAGCUGGAGAAAAGAUGCCCUCUGAAUAUUUGUGUUUGGCUGCCCAGGCUCGCCUUGACUCCAAAUGGUUGAAAACAGAUAUACAGAUGGAGUCUUGCUCUGUUGCCCAGGCUAGAGUGCAGUGGUGCCAUCUCGGCUUACUGCAAGCUCUGCCUCCCGGGUUCACACCAUUGUCCUGCCUCAGCGUCCUGAGUACCUGGAACUAUAGGUGUCCACCAUCAUACCUGGCCAAUUUUUUGUAUUUUCAGUAGAGACGGGGUUUCACUGUGUCAGCCAAGAUGGUCUCCAUCUUCUGACCUCGUGAUCCAUCGGCCUUGGCCUCUUAGAGUGCUGGGAUUACAGGCAUAAGCCACCACUCCCGGCCGAUAUAUUGGUUUGUUUAUGAAAAUUAUACUGGAUCUGUUACAGAUGAUAGUGUCAAACCAAGUGGAACAAAGAAAGAAGAUCUGGAUGACAAAGAGAAAAAAGAUGAAACUCCUGCACCUGUAUAUAGGGCCAAGUCAAUUCUGGAGAGCUGGGUAUGGGAGUAAGCAACCAGGGAUGUUCACGGAACGCCAGGCACCAAAAGGCCAGAAGCAUGCCCCUGCAGGACCAGCACUUGGCCCUGGCCAUCCUGCUGGAGCUGGCUGUGCAGAGAGGCACGCUGAGCCAAAUGUUGUCUGCCAUCCUGUUGUUGCUUCAGCUGUGGGACAGCAGGGCACAGGAAACUGACAAUGAGCGUUCUGCCCAGGGCACCAGCACCUUGCCUUUGCCCUUGCUGCGAAGGUUCCAGAGCAUCAUUUGCAGUAAGGAUACGCCCCCCUCCGAGGGCGACAUGCACCUUUUGUCUGGCCCUCUGAGCCCCAAUGAGAGUUUCCUGAGGUACCUCACCCUCCACAAGACAACGAGCUUGCCAUUGAUCUGCAACAAACGGCGGUUGUUGUCAUGGCCCAUUUAGACCAUCUGGCUACACCCUGUAGAUGCCUCCGCCGUGUAGCUGUCCGACGUCUCAUAAGAGUCAUUUUUUACAGGUCAGAACUGUAGAAAUAAUGAGGAAGUGACACUUAUACGCAAAGCUGAUUUGGAGAACCAUAAUAAAGAUGGAGGCUUCUGGACUGUGAUUGAU